AUGCUCCCAUUGACUUUCGCUGAUCCUGCUGAUUACGACAAAAUCGACUCUAAUGAUAGAAUUUCCAUCAUAGGAUUGAAAGGUUUUGCUCCAGGAAAGCAGCUUCAAGCAGUCAUUAAAAAGAGUGAUGGCUCUAAAAUCGAUAUUUAUCUCAAUCACUCAUUUAAUGAUCAACAAAUUGAAUGGUUCAAGGCGGGAUCUGCUUUAAACAGGAUGAAAGAAAAAUUCGCCUCAAACGAAACCUUCGCACAGUCGUCAUCGACUCAUGCUUUCCCUAUGUCUCAGGCAGAAUUAGCAACUAAAUGUGUCAAUUCGCUGGCUCGAAUGGGUAACCUUCAUAGCGGCGGCGGCGGUAGUGGUGGCGAAGGUGGUUGGUCACGACAGCAGAAGAAGGGCGAUGGUGCGUUGUGGCCGGAGCAGGAACGACGUGCGCUUCAUGUACGACGGCCCGUUGCUCGACAUCAGCAUGCCCUUCUUCUUGUCCUUCGUCGAUUCGGACUGUGUGCUGAAAUAAGAUGA
Angiostrongylus costaricensis is the source of this 519-nucleotide messenger RNA. NCBI's taxonomy places the organism in Eukaryota, Metazoa, Nematoda, Chromadorea, Rhabditida, Metastrongylidae. The record is from the annotation of a GenBank genome assembly.